GGAUGGCAAUCCUACUGUGGAGAGGAGGAAGACGGCGUCGUGUAAGAGGUCCAGAAGUACAGAUGAUCUUCAUGAACAGCAUGGGGAGGAAGAUGAUCAAGAAGCUGAUAAAAGUAAGAAUGCUUUAACGUUGUCCAGAACAAAGAUAUCACAGUACUUCCACAUGCCCAUAAUGGAAGCAGCCAAGGAGCUUGGAGUGGGCAUAACCCUAUUAAAGAAGAGGUGCCGGAUGCUGGGAAUUCGCCGGUGGCCUCACCGGAAGCUCGCCAGUCUUCAAACGUUAAUCAACUAUGUUCAGGAAUUUGGAGAUGAGAAUAAUGAAAAUGAAGGUUUGGUGGGGAGAGCGAAGGCAACGAUAGAAAUGCUAGAGUGGGAGAAGAAGCGGCUGGAAGAAUUUCCAGAUUUGGAGCUAGAGGAGAACACUAAAAGAUUACGGCAAGCUUGUUUCAAGGAUAACUACAAAA
Cuscuta epithymum is the source of this 464-nucleotide messenger RNA. NCBI's taxonomy places the organism in Eukaryota, Viridiplantae, Streptophyta, Magnoliopsida, Solanales, Convolvulaceae. The record is from the annotation of a GenBank genome assembly.